This is a messenger RNA of Maylandia zebra (zebra mbuna), 1755 nucleotides long. The record is from RefSeq and is a predicted model, not a curated record. NCBI's taxonomy places the organism in Eukaryota, Metazoa, Chordata, Actinopteri, Cichliformes, Cichlidae.
CAUGCUUCCGGGAGCAAAGAAGUGAGUUUACAGGAGAUAAACAGUCCUAUCGUGUUACUAUCGAUCCGAUACCAAUACGAGCGUUGGCACUGGUACGAUCGACGUUUGGAUGACUCCGCCCACCACGAAUACAAGGCUGCACUACUGCUGCAUUCUGCACUCAUCAUCGCUCCAACAUCGUCACACGCAGGGUCCACAUGGGGGCUGUACUUGCUUCAGUUAAACAUGAUCUGACCAAUGACACUGCUGCAGCAGUAGAAAAGAUUCAAAGAUAUUCAAAAGAACCAAAUAAUAUUCCACUAAAAAUCGCCAUCACAGGAGAAUCUAAAUCUGGUAAAUCCACCUUUGUUAGUGCCUUAAGAGGCAUAAAGAGCAUUGGUGAUGAAGAUGAGGGCGCUGCACCCACUGGUGUUGUGGAAACCACCUCAGAGGUCACAGAGUACCUCCAUCCAAACUAUCCCAAUGUUACUUUAUGGGAUCUUCCUGGAAUCGGCACCACCAAGUUUCCAGCUAAGAAGUACCUGGAGCUUGUUGGAUUUGAGAACUUUGACGUCUUCAUCAUCGUCUCAGCUGAUCGCUUCAGAGAAAAUGACGUGAAACUUGCAAAGGAGAUUCAGAAGAUGAAGAAAAAGUUCUACUUUGUUCGCUCAAAGAUCGACAACAACAUACGUGAUGAGGAAAGAAAGAGAGACUUCAGUAAAGAGGGGACUCUUAGAAAAAUCAGAGACGACUCUGUUCAAGGUCUUCAGAAAGAAGGUUUUGAGUCUCCACAGGUCUUCCUGGUGUCCAGCUUUGAGCCUCACAUUUAUGAAUUCUCUGAAUUACAACAGACCUUAGAGAGAGAACUUCCUGCACACCAGAGUGAUGCUCUGCUGCGUGCCAUGUCCAACAUCAACCAGGAGAUCAGCAACAAGAAGAAAGAUUUUCAGUCCACAAUAAAAUACUACUCUACUCUGUCUGCAGCUGGAGCAGCUGUUCCAGUUCCUGAGCUGUCUGUUAAUGUUGAUUACAGUAUGAUGCUUUCAGUUGUCACAGAUUAUGUAACUGGGUUUGGUCUUGAUAAGCAGUCUCUGAAGAAACUUGCUGCCAGCUCAGGUGUGUCAUAUGAUGAUUUGUGUGCUGUCAUCAAGUCAGAACUGGCUAAAAUACCUGCAGAGUUCUUCAUGGAAACGUUUAUCUCAGUUCAAGGUAAAGCUGGGAAAGUAUCCAGAAAUUCUUUCCUAUUUGUAACUGCAGCAUCAAUGAGCCUCUCUUUUAAAACAACCUACUUCACUCUGAGUUAUUUCCUUAACCAGCUUGCUGAUGAUGCUCAGAGGGUGUUUAACAGAGCUCUGGGUGUGAACAUAUCAGUGUGAUUACUAUAAAAUAAAGUAGCUACUAGUUACAUUUUAAGCUGCAGUGUGCAAACAAGCUUUGAUAUUUUUUUUUAAACAAUUACAGAAUCAUUCACUGAUUUCAAUUUGACUGAUUUCAGUGAACAGCAUCCUGGUACAGCUGAUCUGUGUACCAGAUGCCUCAGCAAGACUCAUUUCCUCUCAUCAGAGCAGAAACAACAUAGUAACUGUUUUCCCCUCAUCACAUUAAUACAGAAACAAGUGUGAUCUUAUUUUUCAUAAACUGUGUACCGUGGAGAAGAGCUACUGGAUUGAUGCUAUGAUGCUUUUUAAUUAUUUGGUUAAUUUUUAAUGUCAACAUUUUGUGAAAAUCAGAUCAAAUAAUGAAAUUGGUUUUGCUAUAUUAUAUCACCAUGCCGUA